Messenger RNA from Thecamonas trahens ATCC 50062, 942 nucleotides. RefSeq names its product BNR repeat domain-containing protein. Gene Ontology annotation, molecular function: guanyl-nucleotide exchange factor activity. Lineage: Eukaryota; Apusomonadida; Apusomonadidae. The record is from RefSeq and is a predicted model, not a curated record. Gene Ontology annotation, cellular component: cytoplasm. The transcript is spliced from 3 exons. The coding region runs from base 1 to 942 and encodes 313 amino acids.
AUGCAGUACGAUGGCAACGGCAUGGGCUGUGUAGCUCAGCGGCUGUGCGGCUGGCUUGGCACAGGCGACUGCGACGACCGUCUCGCUCCAGUCGAGGUGCGCCUACCGCAUGAGGCUGUUGCUGACGUCGUCGACGUCGCUGCCGGAGCCGGCCACCUAGUUGUGCUCCUCGCCGACGGCACGCUUGUUGGGUGCGGCGACGAUGCCGUCGGCCAGCUCGGCGGCGAUGGAUCGCGAACAGAGAUGACAGUGCUCGCUGCGCUGAUGGAGGCGCUCGGCGGCGAGCGGGCGGUGGGCGUGGCAGCUGGCUGGGAGCACAGCCUGGUGGUUACGGCGUCAGGCGCAAUCUACGGCACUGGUGCCAAUGCCUUUGGCCAGCUCGGUACCGGGCCGGACGGCCUCGGGCCGGGCCUAGUCUCGGGCUUUGGUCCAGGCCGCGUGGCUGUGGCUUGCAGCGCCGGCAUGCGCCACUCGAUGGCGGUCACCGAUGCCGGCGAGGUCUACGCAUGGGGCGAUGGCAAGUUUGGCCAGCUCGGCCUUCCCGCUGACGUGCUUGACAGCCACCGCACCGGGCGCAAGGUGCUCGUCUGCACGCCAGAGCAGGUUGGCGGCAUCGGCGAUGCAGUAAGCGUGGCCUGCGGCUACAAGACGUCGACGCUUGCGCUCGCCGACGGGCGUGUGCUUGCUUGCGGCGCCGCUGCGCACGGCACACUUGGUGUAGGAGAGUGCGCGGACAAGAUCGUUCCCACUUUUACACCUGUAGCUGGCGAGCUGCCUGGCACUGGGCCGCUCCGCUCAGUCCACGCCGGCUGGUCGUUUAGUCUUGUGCACGCUCCGAGCGGCGCAGUGUCGGCUGCUGGAUCCAACAGCCGCGGCUGGCGCCACCAGCCUUGUCUCGCUCCCACUACCCGGCGACGUCGUCUCAAUCGCCGCGGGCUCUGA